UUUACAUGAGACGCUCAAUCCACGCGCAGCGGCACCGCGAGCGGAAUGACACCGAGACACGCGCGUCUCCUCCUCCUGCUGCUGCUGGAGCUCUGUGCGAGCCGAACCCGAGCCGGGGGAAAGCCGGACGAGGACCGGGACAAGAGAGGCGACGCAGAGAGCCCGUGUGAGGUGAAGACCGUGACCGUGUCCACUCUGCCUGUGCUCCGGGAGAAUGAGUUCAGCUUCACCGGCGCGGGAUCCGGGAGUCUCGCCGGAGGGGAGUCCAGACUCAUGCUGUUCGUCAGGACUGACCUGCCGGGUCGCAUCUCGGUUCUGGAUGAUCUGGACAACACGGCGCUGCCCUACUUCACCUUAGAGAUGUCGGGGACCGGAGCGGACAUCUCUCAGGUGCACUGGAAGCAGCAGUGGCUGGAAAACGGGACGCUGUAUUUCCACGUGUCCAUGAGCAGCUCCGAGCAGCUGUCGCAGGUCACGCAGCCCACCGUCCGUGAACCGCCGCGCGUCCUGCACGAACACAUGCACCUGCUGCACAUCUCAGUGAUGGGUGGUCUGAUUGCUCUUCUGUUACUUAUCCUACUCUUCACGCUGGUACUCUACACCCGUCAGCGAUGGUGCAGGCGCCGCCGGGCCCCUCAGAAGAGUGCCAGCACUGAGGCCACGCAUGAGAUUCACUACAUCCCUUCCGUUCUCUUGGGCCCUCCGCAGAGCAGGGACAGCUUCCGUGGGCCCAGACCCCUCCAGCACAGCUCUGUUAUCGGCAUGCCCAUCCGCGAGACGCCCAUCCUUGACGACUGCGAUUGUGAAGAGGACGAACAGCCUGGACAUCUGCUGGAUGGGAAAGCACAUUUGGAAGAUGACUUGUGCAGCCAGGGGACCCACAGCGUGGACAGUCUGGGGAAAGGGAUGGGAGAGGCCAACCACAAACACAGUCUGGAUAACAGAGCUCUGGAUCCCGAUCAAGAGAGCGUAGAGGCCCUGAUGCAGAGGUUUAAAGAGAGUUUCCGGACCAACACCACUAUGGAGAUAACACACUUCCAGAACGUUACGCACAGCUCCUCCACUGGCCGGAAGAGAGGACAAACUCACACCAGAGCUGGAGGCAUGUUUGUCCGUCAGGCAGAUUCUGGGUCAGAAAUGGAUGACGACACACAACUCAAGUUCUACACGGAGCACAGGGGCCGUCGCCGCAGCAAAGGCUGCCCACAGAGUCCCAUGAGCAAAGCCACGUUAACACUGAUCACCGUCUGCACGUGUGUGGUGGCGGUCGUGUACGGCACGCAGACGUCCUGUCCUCUCACCGUCAAGGUCACGCUCCACGUUCCUGAACACUUCAUCGCUGACGGAAGCAGUUUUGUGGUGAGCAUGGGCAGUUAUCUGGAUGUCUCCAACUGGUUAAAUCCAGCCAAACUGACGCUGUACUACCAGACCAACUCCUCCACCCAGUGGGUGAGAGACUACUGCGGUCAGAGGACAACUGACCCCUGUGAACAGCUCUGUGACCAGGACACUGGGGAAUGCAGCUGUCUGGAAGGUUACGCCCCUGACCCAGAGCAUCAACAUCUCUGCGUUCGCACUGAUUGGGGCCGCAAUGAAGGUCCAUGGCCGUAUUCAAACCUGGAGAGAGGUUAUGACCUUGUCACAGGGGAACAGGCUCCAGAGAAGAUUUUCAGGUCAUCCUACAGUCUGGGUCAAGGCCUUUGGCUGCCAGUCAGCAAGAGCUUUGUGGUUCCUCCGGUGGAGCUGUCAAUCAACCCUAUAGCCAGCUGUAAGACAGACGUAUUGGUUACAGAGGACCCUGGAGAAGUGCGGGAAGAGGCCAUCAUGUCCACAUAUUUUGAGACGGUGGAUGAUCUGCUUGCAUCCUUUGGUCCAGUGAGGGAUUGUUCCAAAGACAACGGCGGAUGCCGGAAAAACUUCAAAUGUGUUUCAGACAGAAGGAUGGACUCCACUGGCUGCAUGUGCCCAGAAGGAUUGAGGCCCAUGAAGGACGGUUCGGGUUGCUAUGACUACUCGCUGGGUACAGACUGUACGGACGGGUUCAAUGGAGGCUGCGAGCAGUUGUGUCUUCAGCAGCUGGUUCCUCUUCCUGAUGACCCGACUUCCAGCAAUGUGCUUAUGUUCUGCGGGUGUGUGCAGGAAUACAAGCUAGCAGCUGACGGCCGCUCUUGUCUUCUUCUGGCCGAUCACUGUGAAGGACCCAAGUGUGUGAGACAAGAUUCACGCUUCAACGACACGCUCUUCAGCGAGAUGCUCCGUGGGUACAAUAAUAAAAGCCAACAGGUGAUCCUGGGACAAGUCUUUCAGAUGACCUUCAGGGAUAACAACUUCAUCAAGGAUUUUCCGCAGCUGGCCGACGGGUUAAUGGUGAUUCCUCUGCCGGUGGAGGAGCAGUGUCGAGGAGUUCUGUCGGAGCCUCUGCCCAACCUUCAACUGCUUUCAGGAGAUGCCCAGUUCAGUGAAGCCACAGGAUAUCCCAUGAUGCAACAGUGGAGAGUGCGGAGUAACCUGUAUAGAGUGAAGCUUAGUGCCAUCACCUUGUCCACAGAUUUCUCUAAGGUGCUGAAAUCCCUGACGGCAGACAGCACACGGGAAGAGUUGCUUGCGUUUAUUCAGCAGUAUGGCAGUCAUUACAUCUCUGAGGCGCUGUAUGGGUCUGAACUCACCUGCAACAUCUACUUCCCCAGCAAGAAGUCCCAGCAACAGCUCUGGCUCCAGUACCAGAAAGAAGUCACGGAUCAGGGCGGCCGGCGGGAUCUGAAAGCUGUACCGUUCAUCAGCUACCUGUCGGGCCUGCUGAAGACGCAGCUGCUGUCUGAUGACCUGGUGGCUGGCGUGGAGAUCCGCUGCCAGGAGAAGGGCAGCUGCCCGGCCGCCUGUCACCUGUGCAGGCAGGCAGGCCGUGAGACGCCCAGUCCGACACCGGUCCUGCUGGAGGUCAGCCGCGUCGUGCCCCUGUACAGCCUGGUGCAGGAUAACGUUACUAAAGAGGCCUUCAAAAGUGCCACGAUGAGCUCAUACUGGUGUGCGGGGAAGGGUGAUGUCAUCGAGAACUGGUGCCGCUGUGACCUGACUGCGCUUGGCAAAGACGGGCUGCCCAACUGCAGCCCCCUGCGGCGGCCGGUACUGAGACUGGCUCCACACCUGGAACCCUCCAGUACGAUGGUGGCGCUGGAAUGGAUCGAUGUGGAACCUCUGAUUGGCUACAAGGUUUCAGAUUACAUCAUUCAACAUAAGCGAGUAGAGGACCCGUCAGAGGCAGAAAUCUACACCGGAGAGGUUCUAAGCCUCAUGGACGAUCUUUUCUCGGGUCUGGGCUCCUCGUGUGUGGUAGCAGGACGGAGAAGCGGAGAACAUCCUCACAGUAUGAUCUACUCUCUCGUCUUCAAGUGCCUGGAGCCCGACAGCCUUUAUAAGUUCACUCUUUAUGCUGUGGACAGCCGUGGUAGUCGGUCGGACGCGAGUUUUGUGGCCGUCCGCACGUCCUGUCCGAUGGUGGAUGACAGCAAAGCAGAAGAGAUCGCAGACAAAGUGUACAACCUGUACAAUGGCUACACCAGCGGGAAGGAGCAGCAGACGGCCUACAACACCCUGAUGGAGAUCUCCCCACCGCUGCUGUAUCGUGUGCAGCAUCACUACAAUUCCCACUACGAGAAGUUUGGAGACUUUGUGUGGAGAAGUGAGGAUGAACUUGGACCCAGGAAGGCCCAUCUGAUCCUGAGACGAAUGGAUCGGAUCAGUCUGUUCUGCCGCUCGCUGCUCCGCAGUGGCUUCAUCCAAAGCCGAACGGAGAGCGUGCCGUACAUGCUGUGUCGCAGUGACGACACGAGACCCGGUGGCACGCUAUGGCACAGUUCACUUCACGAAACCCGGCUAGCCUGUCUGGAGAAAGUCAUAUCAGUGCAACGCAACAUAUACGGAAAGUCAAAGUUACGAUGAGACUUGACCUUCUCUCUUAUGGUCUCCAGCUUGGCUGUUCUUUUUCUAAACCCAAAUGACUUUGAGACUGUGAGAGGAGGUUUUGUUGUUUCUUUACUUUUCUUUUCUUUCCUUUUUGGAGUUUUCCAAAUGCUGACAGCAGCCUCGGAUGGGAAGAAUCGAUUUAUUUUAAAUUAUUUUUGUUCAUUGUUUCUGCUGCAAGGACAUCACUACUGAAGGACUGUUUACGAAUGUAAGAAUUUAACUGCAUGGUGCUGCAGAACUCCGAACCAGGUUCCCUGAUGCUCAUUUUGCAAACAUAUCUCUUGGAAUACCUAGCCAAGCAAGACGAGAAUAUGAUCUCUCAGCGGUUUUCCUUCUUUUCUAUUCAACCCUUUUUGACAUCGAGUCUAUUAAUCUUUUUAUAGUUUUGCCACAAUUAAUUGAGAAAACUGUAUAAGAAUAUCGUCAGGGUCACAGAAAAUGCUUUUGAGAACAAGUAUAGUCCUGUCACACAUAUUAUAUUUAGCCAAAAGAAUGUUCCUUUACAGUGUCCAAAGAAAUGAAUGGGGGUACUGCUGGCCAAUGAGACCAAUAGAUUUCAUCAAAGUGAAUCAUCUAAUGUAUUUGGCGAAGGGUUGUGGUACAAAAGAAAGCAUUGUGCAGAACUAUUCUGUAAAUGAUUGUCCGGGAACAAUGUGUGUUUGUUGAAAACGCAGUUGAACGAAGGGCCUCGACACAUUUUCAGUAAGUAAGUUGCUAUAUUCCAUGCUAUAUUCAUUGUGAUAGUUAAUUAUGCUAUUGUACAUACAAUUGUAAAUGCAGUAUGUAAUAAGUGAAUAUGAUUUUUUUUGUGUGUGGGGGUGGGGGGAAGGGUCUAUUAAAUAUGUAUAUAGAAUCUCGAGAAGUUUUCUCAGUUUUAUCUAAAAUAUGUGAAGAAUCAAUUAAAUAUUUAAAAAUAAAAACCUGUUACACUA
Molecule: messenger RNA, 4895 nt
Organism: Ctenopharyngodon idella (grass carp)
Lineage: Eukaryota; Metazoa; Chordata; Actinopteri; Cypriniformes; Xenocyprididae
Product: astrotactin-2-like
Exons: 23
Coding region: 46-3939 (1297 amino acids)
Biological process (GO): neuron cell-cell adhesion; neuron migration
Source: RefSeq, a predicted model, not a curated record